Molecule: messenger RNA, 5629 nt
Organism: Hyalella azteca
Lineage: Eukaryota; Metazoa; Arthropoda; Malacostraca; Amphipoda; Hyalellidae
Exons: 1
Coding region: 62-5143 (1693 amino acids)
Biological process (GO): DNA integration; proteolysis
Molecular function (GO): aspartic-type endopeptidase activity; nucleic acid binding
Source: RefSeq, a predicted model, not a curated record
CAAUGUGGACGGGGAUGCUCCAGGUGAACGCCGUCACGACCGUUCGUCUGUUGCUUGCAAGAUGUCUUCACUAGACGGUGACACAGAGUGCAUACCCGGAAAGUUAGUAAGUUUGAUCAGUGAACAGGUGCGCCUAAUGAAGGUUGAAAUUCUCAUUAAUAAUAUUCCUGUGAUUGCAAUACUUGAUAGUGGAGCCGAAAAAUCAUUUAUUUCUUCUGAUUUAGCUCGUGACUUAAAACUUGACAUUUCGAAAAGUGAAAGUGUUUUCAGUGCAAUUGGUGAGAAAACAUUUAAAACUCUUGGCACUGUAAAGACGCCUCUAAUGAUUCAUGGCGUCGAAAUGUGCAAUAUCAAUCUUAUUGUGUUUCCUACUGUACCAAAUAAUCUUAUUCAAUUUGUUUUAGGCAUUGAUUUUCUUAGAGAAAACAAAAUUGAAUUGUGUGUAAGUAGACGAAUGAUCGCUAAGCAUUUAGAUGGUGGUGGAAGAAUUGAAAUUUAUAUCGAUCGUUGUGGCACACCAUUACAUGUCAUGUUAUGUUCUUUACCAUGCUAUGCUUCUUCUGCUGUCAGAUUGGAACCAGGUAGAGUGCAGCAGGUUCCCGUUUACUAUCGCGCGCCCGCUGUUGCGCCUGAUCAUUUGUUGAUGUAUUCGGAUGAAUCUGGUAAGGACAAUUUAGAUGCAAAUGUUCACGGUAUCGCUGGAUUUUUUAAUGUGCAAACUAAAUCUAUUUUAAUGGCGUCUCGUGACCUAAAUGUUGAUGUGAGGAAGGGUCAGUAUGUUGGCACUUUGGACUCGGUAUACCAGCUUCCUCACGAAGAGAGUGUGUCUCAAUCAAAUGAAUCGACUAAUGAUGAUAUUAGAAACCGAAUUGCACUUCCUGAACUUUCAAUUAAGCAGCAAACUGAAGUUUUUAACGUUCUUUCAAAAUAUAAAACUGUUUUUAGUACGGGAGAUAACGAUGUAGGGGUAGCUAGCGUAACUAGUCAUACGAUUAAACUGACUGACGAAACUCCCAUCUACCAACGUCCCAGACGUUUUCCUCAGCCGAUUACCGAGGAGAUAGAACGUCAAUGUCAGGAGCUCAAUGCGUUAGAUAUUAUCGAGCCCAGUGCUUCGCCCUGGUCAUCUCCAGUGGUGCCGGUCCGCAAGAGUGAUGGCUCGAUACGCAUGUGCAUCGAUUAUCGUAAAUUGAAUAAAGUUACUGUACCUGAUAAGUUCCCCGUACCAAAUCUGUGCGAUUCUAUUUUCGGUUUACACGGUACUAAAUUUUUCACUCGCUUAGACUUAGUUCGAGGGUACUACCAGUUGCCAAUUGACGAGAACAGCCGACAGUACACUGCUUUCUCUACCCAGAAAAACCACUGGCAGUUUAAGAGAUUAAGUUUUGGUUUACGCAACGCGCCGUCAGCGUUCCAACGUGAAAUUCAAGCUGUCUUGAGCACCUUCCCCUCGAACAAGGUCAUAGUGUAUAUUGAUGACAUUCUUAUCAUGGGAUCAACCUUCCGCGAACAUCUUGAUCUGGUGUGUAAAGUCCUUGAAACUCUGUUAAGUUAUAGUAUUAAAAUCAAACCCUCGAAAUGCGACUGGUUUCGGUCACAAGUGCAGUAUCUCGGUCAUUUAAUCACUACUUCAGGUAUUCGGAAGACUCCCGAGUAUGUACGUAAGAUUGCCGAUUAUCCCCAGCCAAAGACAGUAGGCGAACUAAGAGAGUUCCUAGGAUUUGUUAAUUUCCAACGCAAGUUUUUACCAAAAUGCUCGGAAACACAAAAACCUCUUUCUUGCCUUACUGGGGGUAGACGUUCUAAGAAGCUAGAGUGGACACCUGAAAUGACUAAUGCCUUUUCAAAACUGAAGCAGGAUAUGCAGUCAGACUUAGAGCUGGCUUACCCCGAUUACUCGGAAGGUGCUUGUAAACUAGAGCUCUGGGUUGACGCAUCCGCUUACGGUGCUGGCGCCUACCUAGCGCAGCUGCAGGGUGAGUCUCACAGGGUUAUUGGAUUUGCUUCGAUGACGUUCACUGGCGCGCAGCUGAAUUACUCGACUUUGGAACGUGAGUUGACUGCACUGAGAUGGGGCAUUAAAACUUUUCGUCCAUUCCUGUAUGGUGUUCCAUUUUUAUUGUUUACUGAUCACCAGCCAUUGGUACACUUGCAUAAUAUGAAGAUUGUCUGUUCUCGUUUAGCUCGAACUAUUGAGGAAUUGUCUGAUUUUGUGUUCGAAAUACGGUAUGUCCCUGGACACUUGAAUUCAGCCGCAGAUGCGUUGUCCAGGUUAAAUUGCCAUGUACCUAACCAAGAUGUUGCAGAUCUUGAACCUGUCCUUCCAUUUGGUUUGAUGUUGGACGGCCCACCAGUGCCCGGGGGUGGUGACUCACUCUUUGUGAGUCUACUUCGAGCAUUGUGCAGUCUUGGGAUGGGUAAAAAUCUGCCUCGUAGUGAAAAUGAUUUGAGAACAAUGCUCGUUGAUGAUCUAAUGAAUAAUGCAUUGAAGUAUAACAUCACGCUAGAUCGCGAAAGUCGAAAGCAGCUACGUCUUCUGCGUUGUAAGGGUCAGUUGCCUGCACUUGACGUUUUGCUUGCUGCCAGUAGACUUUUUCAGGUUCGCGUUUUUGUUUAUUUUUGGUCUACCGAACCAAUUGUGUAUCAAUUUGAAAACUUUAAACGCAUUGUUCAUCUGCAGUGCGUUAGCGGGAUACAUUUCAACCCUUUGAUUGAGGUGGUUAAUUACACUCCUCCUAUUGUACCCCAGACUGCUAUUAACUCAGUUCACUGUGAUGCGGUAGCGUGCAUGUCAUCGGAUGUAUUGUGUCCUGAGUCUGAUGAUGACGAUGCUCAUGAACUCACUCUGGAUCAUGUGUAUGUCGAAAAAGCUCCUAAAUUUUGCGCGCAUGUCCCGAGCUCAUUGCCUCAAGUUUGUGCAUCGUUUGGUGAGCUUCAAUACUGUGCAAUACUAGAUACAGGAGCUGAAAUAAGUUUAGUGUCUAAGAGUGUUUUGGAAUCACUCGGAACUGAUGUAGAAUUUAACUUGCUCAAUGAACGUGUAUGUGACAUUGUUGGAUUGUCAGGGGUGAGAACACCAAUCGAGUACACUGUAGAGUUGAGAUUCGACAUUGGAACUUACAGUAUGCCUGUUAGUCACAAGUUUGCAGUUGUUGAUAAUUUGGUGUUUCCCUAUUGCUUCUUGCUAGGCUUGGACUUCAUGAUUGAGCAUGACAUAAGCAUUGAUCUGGAGAGUAACACUUGUAAGCAAAACUUCAAAUCAGUUUCUAAGUUGGGGCCGAAGUCUAUUGUCUAUAGUCCUUCUAUUGCAGAGCACCAUCUUUUGCUAUUACAAGCUGACUUGGCCUCUUCUCAUCAGCUGAGAGCUAAGCUGAGCAGUGAUGACCUCAGAUUCGAGAUUGAGGGAAACUCCACGACCAUCAGUGGACUAUCAUUACUGAUGGAAGAUGAUGCAAUCAAGCAUGUUCAGUCGAAGUGUCCCGAGGUAGCCUUGCUAAAGGAACAUAUUGUGAAGGAAACUCCUUGCAAACGUUGGCCUAAUAUUUUGAAAAGGUUCUCACGACAUGCACACAGGUUGUCUGUAAUUGAUUAUACUCUUGUGUAUAAUGAUAAUGAUGUGUCUCAUGUAAUCGUUGUACCACUUAAUAUUGUACUGGAAAUCGCCAUUGUACUGCAUUUUGGUUUUGCCCAUGUAGGCAGAGAUAAGCUUUUGGACCUAAUGACCAAUCUUGUAUGGCAUCCAAUGCGAUAUAGUAUUGUUAGUGAUAUCUGCACUACGUGUCAUCAGUGUCAAAUUAUGAAAAUAUUUUCAACACCUAUUGUACCGCCUACCCUAAAAAUUUGCACGAGUUACCCUUUUGAACUUGUUGCUGCAGAUUUGGUGUCACUUCCGACGACCUCGGCAGGGUUUCUUGGCUGCUUGGUUGUUGUAGAUCAUUUCACCAAAUGGGUAGCAGCGGUGCCUAUAAAGAAUAAGAAAGCAGCCACAAUUGUUAAAUGUUUUGCAGACAAUAUUUUUCCAUUUUUGCCUAGAUUGCCCACAAACAUCCUUACUGAUAAUGGGCCAGAAUUUACAUCUUCCGAAUUGAACAAAUUUUUGUCAACCUGUAAUGUCAAUCAUAAGCUAACAACCCCGUAUUGUUCGAAAAGCAAUGGCGCAAUUGAGAGAGUUCAUCGUUCUAUUCAAAACUUUCUAAAGAAUCUUGUUGCAGAAUCCAAUACUUGGGAUGUACAUCUGUCUAAAGCUAUUAUAACGUAUAAUAACACGUAUCAUUGUGAAAUUUGCAUGUCACCAUCAAAAUUUUUGCUGACAAAAUCUCAUAGAGUGGAUGCUGAUCCUCCUCUCCAAGGUAAACUGCGUGAUACCUGGAAGCUUGGUCACCCAAAAUUCAUUCCAUUCAAAGUUGAGCAGCUGGUUUUGAUGAAAGAACAACAUAAAGAUUUUCGUAAUGUAAAUAAGUUAAGCCCUAAUUUUAGAGGUCCCUUCAGUGUAACUAAGGUGAAUGACAAUGGCCUAAUGUAUCAACUCUCUGCCCCAGACUCUAACACUGUUAUCAGAGCACAUCAUUCGCAGUUGCGUCAAUAUAAAACUGUACCUACCUACAUUGCUCAGAAUCCAUGUUAUGUGGAGGUGACGUGCGGCGAUGCCGGUAUAGGUUCUACUGAUUGCUCUAGUGUUGACUUUGUAGACAGUAUAGCGCCUAAUUUCGUUGAUGCGUUGUCUACUGACGAGUCCUCAGUGUCUGGAGGUUCUGAUAGGGAGGAUGUUGUGUCUUUAUGUAACAAUAAUCCAUGUGAUGUACCUGCUCAAUCUGAUAGUGUUUCAUGUUCAUCAUUUUCUGGAUUUGAUGAUUCUGUUGUCCAUUCAAUUACUGCCAACUCUCAGUCAAGUUCCUCAGGCCGUAGUGUUUUAAGUUCGACCUGCACUGUUGUGGGAUUGUGCAGGGGUUGUCAUUUUGAAGCCAGACUUGAGGCUAAUUCAACCUUUCUUGACAAUAUUGAGGGGUCUGGGGCGACGGAGGAAAUCAUGUCUGUAAGACCAGAGGCUCUUGAAGUGGAUGUGUCAGGAAAUAGUGCGUCAAAUGUUCGUAUAGAUGACGUGUACAAAUUAACUGUUCUUGAGUGGGAAGAAGAUAAUGAUUGACAGUUGUCAUCAUUAGAUUCUAACUAUAUGAUUGAUGAAUCUGGUGAAAAUACUGACCCUGAAGUUGCGACAUCGGCGCAGGAGAGUCAUUUUGAAUGUACCAAUGAGGAACCAAAUUGUAUUUCUCCAACGGGUAAUGAUGCUGAUGUUGCGCAGUCUAGUUCUAGCUCAGGAACCCUUGUUGAUGAGCAACCAAUUCAUUCAUGCGAGUCGCUUGUUGCUUCUGGAAGUAGUGAUUCGUUUUGUGGGUUUGGAGCUAGCCAAACCAGUAUAAAUAGCUUGCAUAAGUUGAAUGAAAUACGAUCUAAUGUCAUUGAUGUUGUAAACACAGAGUUAGAUGAUUUAGGUGCUAGAUCCGAAACUUCACAUGUGCAGCAUACUCGAUCGAGAGGAUCUGUGCCUUUACUUCCUAAUGUUCAACCUAAAGUAUUGGAGCGAUCACGUCGUAAGAAGUAAUAAAGUUAUAUUUUAUGUCUGUAAAUUUUA